Monascus purpureus is the source of this 1165-nucleotide messenger RNA. The record is from the annotation of a GenBank genome assembly. NCBI's taxonomy places the organism in Eukaryota, Fungi, Ascomycota, Eurotiomycetes, Eurotiales, Aspergillaceae.
AUGGCCCCAAAAGAAUACACCACCAAGGAACAAAUCCUAGCUUUGGCAGAUCCUGACCCGGAAUAUGCCAGCUGGAAAGCAGCAAACCCUAUCCCCAACAUCCCAUGGAACCAACCCGCGCUUCUACGCGCAGGCUAUGAAGAAAUUACCAAGCCCACCUUCGAUGCCCUCUCAAAUCCGGGAAUGGAGUUCUCCAUCCCCAUGCGUGAUGGCUAUCUUUCUCCCACGAGGGUAUACAAGCCGCAAAACCCCCCCGCUUCCCCGAAGCCGCUCAUUGUGAUACUCUUCGGCGGCGGCUUCAUGAUGGGCGAUAAUCGCCAAAUGGCACCUAUGGCGGCGGUGUUGAGUGUCCAGUACGGUGCGACGGUCGUACUACCUUCCUACCGUCUGUCACCUGAGCAUCCGUUCCCCGUCGCGCAAAAUGACACCUGGGACACGCUGAUUUGGAUAUCUGAACACGCCAAAUCAGCACCGGAGCUUGCCGCCGUUGUUGAUCCCUCCGCAGGCUUUGUGCUAUGCGGUGCCAGCUCCGGUGGGAAUAUAGCUGCUCGAUCGGACAGCAUUGGUGGUAUAGUACAAGUCCCUGAGGAAUUCCGUGACGUCUUUCUUUCUCGGGAACAGAAUAAGGAUGCAGACUUCCUGAGCACCUCUGCAAUUGAGUUCGUGGUUCUUUACAACAGGCCCGACCCCCAGAGCCCCCUCGCUAGUCCUAUGAAUUCCAAAACUCCAUGGAAACUUGCCGAGCAGGGCGUCAGGGUCUAUAUAAAUGUUUGUGGCAUAGACCCAUUGCGUGAUGAUGGUUUGAUAUACGAACGUAUCCUGAGAGCGAAUGGUGUCGAGACGAAAUUGGAUGUGUAUCCUGGUGUCCCGCAUGGUCAUAGCCUCUGGUUGCCAUUUCUAGAGUCGUCGAAGCGUACGGUACAGGAUGCCAUGCGCUCGUUCUCAUGGCUCCUUCGUCAGGACGAGUGAUGGUUCCUGUUGAGGUUUCAGGAUCCUUCAAAGACGAGUUGGAAAUCCAACAUUUCCCUCUCUAGCACUACACCCGGAAUACAAGGUCAGAAAAGGAGUAUCAAUUGUCAAUGGAACAACCUUGUUGUAUUCCUACUGCAGAAUUCGACCAUCUUGUCCUCGAAAGAAGUACCAUUGUAGACUCCCAGACAGGGCA